This is a messenger RNA of Saccoglossus kowalevskii, 1316 nucleotides long. Its product is annotated as protein AMN1 homolog. Gene Ontology annotation, molecular function: protein binding. Gene Ontology annotation, cellular component: SCF ubiquitin ligase complex. Gene Ontology annotation, biological process: SCF-dependent proteasomal ubiquitin-dependent protein catabolic process. The record is from RefSeq and is a predicted model, not a curated record. NCBI's taxonomy places the organism in Eukaryota, Metazoa, Hemichordata, Enteropneusta, Harrimaniidae.
CUCGAAGUCAGUCGUGCAACUCUACCGCUCCUCAGCAAUAUAUAUAUCGAAACUGUCUAUAUUUACUGUCGUGUAAUAAUGCUCAACGAUCUCGUGUACGAUUGGCAGCUGAUCAAGUUGUUCAGAAUGUCACGUCAACUCCUCUCAGAAGUAGUGAAAACACCCGUGGCUUCACAUAUCAUGAUGAUCUUGGUGUCAGUCCGUUCCAGGCGAGCCCUGUAACUGGUACUGCCCACAGUUUCUAUAAUCAAGGAGCAACCCCUUAAUUUACAAACAUGGCAUCAUACUUCGAUAGACCUUCCAGAUCUGAGUCUGAAAGUCCGUUCCAUGCAAUGGAAAGUAUUCACAACUCAGAAAAUGUUUUACAAGAUUGCCAGGAAGUGAUGUCAGGACUAAAUUCAUUACAUGAAGUGAUGGAUAAACAAGUGAAAGUUGGUGAGGAUUUUCGUUCAGAAGUGAGGGAACAGAUGAAAGAGAUUUGUGGUAGAAUGAAAAAUAUAGAGGAGCAAAAUGCUAGUAAUGCUACAAGAGUACCUGAGACUUCUAGUAAAAAGAAGGAAACACCAACAGAGUUAUCAAUUACAACAAGAAACCUUAUAGCAAGAUCAGGUGAAGACCUGCUGUUCAAAGUACCAGACGGAUGGAACACAGAGCAUAAUUUAGAAGUGAGAGAUAAACUAUUCAAGGAGCUAUCAUUGAAAUUUGGCGACAGAUACACAAACGCAGAAAAUAGGGGUACGUAUUUCAACUACUACUAUUGUACUAAGGCCAAACACAAAAGUACUAGUAUUGUGAUACAUAAUAAAGUUCGAGAACUUGACUUAAGCGAAUGUGACAUCACAGAUGACGGACUUCGAAUUCUUGCUUUAUGUAAACAGUUGAGAAAAAUUGAUUUGAAUGCUGCCAAGGAAGAUAGGACUACCAUCACAUCAGUUGGAGUACAAUACCUGGCUAUGUCAUGUCCUAUACUGCACACUGUGUAUCUCAGACGAUGCCGAAAUAUUACAGACGACGCUAUCAUCACGAUAUCACAACACUGUCGUCAACUCAUGCAGCUGAACAUUGGCGGAUGCCAGCAGUUGACAGACACUUCGUUGAUGGCUUUGGGUCAAAACUGCCGAAUGCUGAAAUGUGUUAAUUUCAACCAAACAAGGGUGAUACAUAGUAAAGUUCGAGAACUUGACUUAAGCGAAUGUGACAUCACAGAUGACGGACUUCGAAUUCUUGCUUUAUGUAAACAGUUGAGAAAAAUUGAUUUGAAUGCUGCCAAGGAAGAUAGAACUACCAUCACAUCAGUUGGUAAGAAUUACUGGUGA